AUGUGGACUCCGGUAACGUUUACAAGCGACAAUAGCGUUCCACCAUCAAGAUCCAAGCAUAGUGCUGCUGUUCACGGAAACCACWUYUAUGUGGUCGGCGGUCGAAAUGGCAAUUGGCCCUUGAAAGACAUAUGGAGAUACGCCCUGUCAAAUAACACCUGGGAACAGUURCACCCGACAGGAGAUUCAUUGCAAAAUUUGCAAGAACAUACAGCAGUCGUUUAUCAAGACAAGGUAUACGUUUUUGGCGGAGAAGUGGGGUUUUCGUCUGCCUCUGAGUCUCCACUAUGGUCUUACAGUAUUAAGGAUAAUCAAUGGAAAAAAGUCAAAGGAAAAUCCGGUUCAAAUGUACCAAAAGGCAGAAGAGGUCAUACGGCRUUAGUCUACAGAAAUUCAAUGAUUAUUUAUGGAGGAUAUAGGGACCUAAAAGGAUCCACGAAUGAAAUGUGGGCUUACCACUUCGAUACUGAUUCGUGGCAUUUACUUUCUCAAGGAAGAGUAUUACCUCCAGCGAGACACAAACAUUCAGCAAUUAUACAUGACGAUGUUAUGUGGGUGUAUGGGGGAAUGACCGAUUUACAUGAACGAUCAGAUUUGUGGAAAUUUGAUUUUGUAAAGAAAAAAUGGAGUGUAUUGAAGACUAAAGUAAAUCCAGGUUUAUUGCAUGGCCACAGUGCUUCCAAAGUUAUGGGUUCUAUGAUUAUUUUUGGUGGAAAAAAAGGAGGGCAGAUUAGUAAUGAUUUGUGGAAGUUUUAUUUUGCUACCGAGACUUGGGAAAAAGUGCACACCACCUACCCGCAGCCUCCACCGAUCUGUGAAGCUGUGACACUGACGGUAUCGGAAACAACGUCGAUUUCGACGACCAAAAGCAACCGCGAGAACGGCGUGCAGUCACCCAUCGUCUCCCGGCGAUCCAGGAGCGGCCGAUCUGCGGACAGGCAACAGCAAAGCGGCAACGGUGAUCACGGCGGCCACUCGCAUCAGUGGCAUCACCAAUGCCGAUCCGAGUCUCGGACGUCGUCUUUGGGUGGCUCGAACGUGAACAUCCUAAAAGAGAUAUCGAAAUUGUCGCAACUCAACCUGUACCGGCUGGCACACAACAAGACCUACAGCGUUCUGAGCAGCACGGACAGCGUGUUGUCUGCCGACGCUUCACACGUGCAGCAACAACAGCAAAACAUGGUCAAGUCGCAGUCRGCGAAUGUUAUCGCCCGGUCGCUGAUAUCGCCGGUGGUGUCGAACGCGUCUCCGCCCGGCUACAAAUCGUCGUUCCCGCCRUGCAGGAUGCCCCGAGACCCCAUGUCCGUGCCCAAUUUCGGCGUGGCCCUGACCCCGGUCGAGGCCACCAAGCUCGUAUAUCUGGAGGGCGAGGAGGCGCCAAGCCCGCGCGUCGAGUUCGAUCAUGAUUUCGGGUCCGUACACAUGCGGUUCCACCCCAACGGGCCAAUGUCGUCCGGGUCGUCGACGCUCAACAAAACGCUCAACCGACGCAGCUACCCGAUGACUAGUUCUGCGUCCGCUCGAUUCGGUAACCCGUACAGCACGCCAGAGGAACCAGGAGACAUCACUUCCGGUUACGUCAGCAUCGAGACUGUACACCAGUCGCCAAACAGCGGCGACGGGCCCAUGUGCUUUUCCAACCCAAACUACAUGGUGUCCGACAUACAGAACGCCAUAUCCAAAGGUGAUUACGUCAAGCUCAACAGCCCGCCGGAUAGCUUGCUGGAGGACAGCGAUAACGCGUUCGAAAUGCGCGAAAUGAACCGUCCGGCGCCGCCCAAGACUCUKGCGCUCAACUCGUCGACGGCGUUCAACUCGAGUUCGGACGUUCGGUCGUCGACGAAAUCAGCGAGGGCCGCGAGCGCUGGACGUGUGUCGGCGAUGAGUCGAGGCGGCGGCGGUGGAGGCGGCGCAGUCGUCGAGCACCAUCAAGUCAAAGAAUACGCGGUGUACCUUUUGGGUGGCAUGGAACACGACGGUUCCGUGACGGUGUUCAAAAAGCCCAUGGCCGUGUGGAAGCUCAGCAUGUUCUUCAGAAACGUGCAGUGACGGCGAUAAUAUAUAUAAAUAUAAUAAUUCGCUUAGGGGGUGGGCGUGGGGAGGGUCUUGUAAACUGUCCGAGUCGUCAUUAAUUCAUCAUAAUUGGCGAUAGCUACUUUUUACUUUGUAUAGUAAGUGUAUAUAACAUGAUGGGUGUAAGAGUUCAAUAAUUCACGACCUAUCGCGAACGGGGUAAAGAUACCACGCGAAAAACUUGCACAAUUGCGCUGCAACCCGUGAACUGUUGUACUUCCUGAACAAAUGCAACUCGUGUCGUGUGACUUGAUUACUUAUAGGUAGCGGUUUUAGGUAUAUUACUUACAAUAUAGAGUAUUAAUUAAUUGUAUUAUUAUUAUUAUUUAUUACUUAUUAAUAAUUUAUAAUCGUGCCACGAAGUUUCUAAUACGGUUUUCUCUGUAAACGACGUUAAGAGAGUAAACAUUAUUACGACUGUACUUUUAUCAUAAUAUUACAUUGUUUUCCACAAAUUAUUAUCUGCAACGUUCAGGCCCGGUAAAAAAUAAUUGCGUAGAGUGGAUUUUGUCCGUCCGUAGUCAUAGCGUCCGUCCAUCAACAGAAACGACUCCAAUGUAUAUAGAUAAAAAACUAUGACGAAUAUUUUACAAACCAAUGAACAUGAUAUCAGAUAUAGCAAUAAUCAAUUGAUACCAUAGGKAAUUUUCUUUUUCAAUAUAUACUUUUACAAUACCCUAUUGUAAUACUAAUAAAUUGUUUACGAAUAUGUUCACAGUGUAUAAUGUGUAAUCAAGCAGAUAUAGGUAGGUGAAUAUGUAAUGAGCGUGAUUUUCGCAUGCUAAUAAAAUGUGCCAAAAUCAAAAUAUUAAUUCUAAUUAUUUUAUUUUAUUAAGAACAAUUAUUAAGUUAAUAAAAUUAUCUCCCUAAAUUGUAGGUAAAAAUAAUUAAUAAAACUCAUGUGCCAUUGUCGUAUUUUUGUCGAUAUACCUAGAUAACAUUAUAUUAUAUUUUAUAUCGAAGUUCAGUUUAAAAAUUCUUUUUGUGCUUUUUUUUCUAAACAGUGACUGAAAUCCUGCCAUUUUUAUCUUUCGUAUUAACUAAAUAUUGUUUAGCCAUGUUGUGGAGUUUAAAAUUAUCUCUCGUUAUUUAAGUGAAAGAAUGAAAUGAUGUGUGUAUAAUAUCAUACACACUCGAUUAAAAUAUUACACCAAGAUGUUCACACGAUUUAAAUUUUAUUAUAGUAUACCUACUGUUUUCCGAGCCAAAUAUUAUCCAAGUAUUUACUAUAAUUUGUGUAAUGUUAU
This is a messenger RNA of Diuraphis noxia (Russian wheat aphid), 3320 nucleotides long. RefSeq lists its product as uncharacterized. NCBI's taxonomy places the organism in Eukaryota, Metazoa, Arthropoda, Insecta, Hemiptera, Aphididae. The record is from RefSeq and is a predicted model, not a curated record. Gene Ontology annotation, molecular function: protein binding. Gene Ontology annotation, cellular component: Golgi apparatus.